Messenger RNA from Symbiodinium sp. CCMP2456, 1251 nucleotides. Lineage: Eukaryota; Dinophyceae; Suessiales; Symbiodiniaceae. The record is from the annotation of a GenBank genome assembly.
AUGUUGAUGCCGACCAUGCCGGCGAUGCCCACGAUGCCGGUGAUGCCCACAGUGCCGGCGGCACUGCCUUCAGUGCCCACACUGCCCGCAUACACCAGCACACUUCUGGAGACCCCGCAGCCUAUGCCUUUUGAUGGUGGUCUUCCUCUUGGCCAUCACCAGUGGGUGAACACAGUCAUGGAGACGGCCCCGCAUUUAGAUGAGCAAGGCAUUUUACAGGCCCUCGGAAUCUUGGAUGAGGCUCUCACCAGUGUUCGCCAGAAGAAGGCAAUCGACGAUUUGAUGGCAAAUUUGAACCAGUCGACGGCCGGCUGGGCGAACCUUGGUACUGCGGAAUCCUUGCGUCAGCAGGUGCAGGCAAAUCAGGCCCUGCUGAUGCAGCGUCUGCAGAUGCUGCGUGCCUCCAGCCCUCCCAAUCCUUCGGGAGUGCAGGCCGGCGCAUUGGGUUUUCCUGCUGCUGUCGGAGCUCCGGGGCUCACGUUGCCGUCACCGGACGGCGUCGCCCUGCCGAACAUGACCGCUGCUCUGAGCACUAGCUCCGUCUUGAAGGCAUUGGCCGACACGAUAGGGCAACAAGCGGCUUGCCAAGCACAGCACGAAUGGGUCAGGGCUCUUGCCAAUGAGAUCCAGUUGCUCAAGCAAGUCGUUGCAGUGCAGACUGAGAUGAGGCCUCAAACUGAUGAGGUGCAGCUGCCGUCAGCUCCGACUGCAGAGCAGUCGAGGAUUGCGGUGGCUUUUGAGGAUGGCAUGGCCUACAAGAAUGACAAGAGUUGGAAAGUUCCACCACGUCAGGCGAACUCUGUGCAAACGCUUUCCACGAGCUUGCAGCUGUUGUCGAAAGAGGAUCCUGACAAGCUGAUCAUUGUGCGUCGGAUCAACAAACUUGGGUUCAAGGCCUCUCGCAAGCUCAAGCAGUACUUUGGUGAGUUUGGUCAUGUGGUGCGUGUCCUCAUUGCGCAUUCCACGUGCCGUGAUGUGAAGGAUGAGGAGGGCAAGGUGCGCCAGCGGCCGAGUAGUUUGGGUUUUGUGCAGAUGGCUUCCGCACAGGCAGUACGCCAGGCUUUGUCGCUCGGUACAGAGCAAGAGGUGGAAGGAGCCGCGAUCUUGGUGCAAAAAUUUGAGCGACAGCAGACGCACGCCUGGCUCUCGGCACCUUGCAGCAAAGCACACGUCAGGCCCGUAUCUCAUGAAGCCAACAUUAAGUUUGGCUCGGACGGCGCGGAUGCGACUCGUUCAUGUCAGGAUAGAUAG